Gossypium raimondii (Peruvian cotton) is the source of this 3872-nucleotide messenger RNA. Its product is annotated as pentatricopeptide repeat-containing protein At1g63080, mitochondrial-like. The transcript has 3 exons. Bases 555 to 2009 code for a protein of 484 amino acids. The record is from RefSeq and is a predicted model, not a curated record. NCBI's taxonomy places the organism in Eukaryota, Viridiplantae, Streptophyta, Magnoliopsida, Malvales, Malvaceae. Gene Ontology annotation, molecular function: protein binding.
ACCCUUUCAUUUCACCAUCGUCAGACCGAGUUCUAUCCGACCCGUUCCCGCCCCAGAGUUCUAAAUUUGACUACCAAACAUACAUUCUUCCGCCGCUCAACCUCAGCUCUCUUUCUUUUCCAUUUUGCUUAAUUUCAAGACUUGGGUAAGCUUAAUCCUCCAUUACUUCUUCCUUCUAUUGUUAGUGCUGGAAAACAUCUAUCUAUUUUCCGCUCUUCUAUUUCUUCUUCUUCUUCUAAAACCAUUGCUACCCACAUCCAACAUUUAACUAAGAAUUCCAUGUCUGUAAGGGGAAACCCAAAAAACUUCGAUAAUGUUGAUGAUGCUUUGAUUUUGUUUAAUGAGAUGAUUGACAAGUACCCAAGGCCCUCGGUUGUGGAAUUCAACAAAUUAUUAGGAACCAUUGUUAGAAUGAAACAUUAUGCCAUUGUUGUGUCGAUGUAUAGCCAGAUUGAAUUAUUAGGUGUUCCCCAUGAUGUUUAUUCUUUUAACAUCUUGGUUAACUGCUAUUGUCAAUUAGGCCAUAUUGAUUUUGGGUUUUCUGUUUUGGGGAAAUGCUGAAGUUAGGUGUUGAGCCUCAUGUUGUAACUUUGUCCACUUUGAUUAAUGGACUUUGUAAGCAAGGUAAGAUUUCCCAUGCUACGAGUUUGUUUGAUGAAAUGGUUGACAAAGGGUAUCAACCUAAUUUAAUUGUUUACAGGACAAUACUUAAUGGUUUGUCUAAGACUGGGAAUACCGAUCGAGCUGUUAGGUUUCUAAGGAUGAUGGAAGAUAGAGGUUUUGAGCCCAAUAUCGUAGCAUAUAACACUGUCAUUGACUCACUUUGUAAGAAGGGAUCACUAAAUGAGGCUCUCCAUCUCUUCUCCCAAGUGAAGGUUAAGGGCAUUAGACCAGAUAUCGUUACUUACAGUUGCUUAAUUCAUGCAAUGUAUGAUUUGGGACAGCAGGAGGAGGCAACAAGGCUUUUGAAUGAAAUGGUGGAUAAUAAUAUUUCACUUAAUAUUUUCACGUAUAAUAUAUUGAUUGAUGCACACUGCAAGGAUGGAAAGAUUUUUGAAGCACUAGAUACCGUUGAUACAAUGAAGAAGCAAGGCAUUGAGCCUAAUUUAGUCACAUAUAAUAUAUUGGUUGAUGCGCAUUGCAAGGAAGGGAAGGUUUCUAAAGCUGAAGAUAUUGUUGACACAAUGAUAAAGCAUAGCAUUGAGCCUAAUGUUGUUACCUAUGGUGCAUUAAUAAACGGUCAUUGCUUGCAAAACAGGAUGGAUAAAGCUAGAAAAGUAUUUCGGUCGAUGAUUAAGAAGGGUUGUGCACCUGAUAUAUCUAGUUACAACAUCAUGAUCAAUGGAUAUUGCAAAGCUAAAAGGAUAGACGAAGCAAUGGAACUCUUUCACGAAAUAUCCCAAAAAGGACCAAUUGCGGAUACUGUCACAUACAGCACUCUUAUGCAAGGUAUGUGUCAACUAGGGAGAGUUUCAUCUGCAUGUGAACUUUUGAGGAAGAUGAUUGCUUUUGGACAAGUUCCAAAUGUAAUGACCUGUUCAAUUUUGUUGAAUGGUUUAUGCAAAAGUGAUAAACUCGAAAUGGCUUUGGAACUUUUUCAAGCAAUGCGGAACAGCAAGUUGGAACUCGAUAUUGUCUGUUAUAAUAUCCUAAUUGAUGGCUUGUGCAAAGCUGGGCAUAUUGAAGUUGGAAAGGAAUUAUUUCAUAAAAUCUCACUCAAUGGUUUAAAGCCUGAUGUUUACACAUAUUCUAUAAUGAUUAAUGGAUUUUGUAAAGAGGGAUUGCAGGAUGAAGCAUACCAGUUGUUUGGGAGCAUGGGAGAUAAUAAUCGUUUGCUUGAUAGCUGCUGUUAUAAUGUAAUGAUCCAGGGGUUUCUUCAAAACAACUAUACUUCGAAGGCAACACAAGUUCUUAAGGAAAUGGUCCGUAAGGGCUUUUCUGCAGAUAUACGCACCGCCACUUUAUUUUUAGAGCUGAUCUUACGAUCUGAUAAAUCAAUCUUGAUCUGAAAUGUUCUCUUAGAUAGUAUAAAGAUCGUCACUUGGAAAUCUGAAUCAAUUUGUUCAUAGCCAAUUGUAUUGAUAAGUUAAAAGUUAUGGAAACUACAAUGAGUGUUAAGUUCUAUUUUCAGUUUAGUUGAUGUACUUUAAACAUAGGCUGAAAGAAAUAAAUGUUAUACACCAUGUUUCACUUUUCACCAGUGAUCUUUUUGAGUAGGUUUUCUUCUCAAACGGCUCAAGUAAGUGAGAAUCUUGCUCAUGGUAACCUUGGAAACCUAAAAAUUGGGGGAAAUGUUGUGGAAACUACUCUAUCUGCAGCUGUAAUCUGUACCAUCACUUUUCUUCAUUGGGAUGGCUAUUUCCUGCUACUUGGAGCCUGUAUUCAGCACCAAUGAAAAUAUUGUGGGCAAAUCCUCAACACUUCAACACUUUGCUGAAAAAGUUCCAAAAAAGCUCAACACUUCACCUUCCAAAAGCUGGAGCAGUUGGCUGGUCUCAAUUGGUAACUCCAGGAGGCGCCUCUUUGAUUCUCUGUUUUCUUAAAAUGCUUAUACUUUGGUUGUUCAGUUUAGGAGUAUUUUAAGAGAGGAUUACUUCUAAUGUCUAGUGAGGUUUUGUGAAAAUAGGUACCAUUAACUUGUUUGGUACUACAUUUAUUCAGGUUUUACUUUCUAGGUUAAUCUCAUUUGCUGCCAAAGUCUGCUGAGGAUGUUACAUGUGGUAUUAUGAGUUAAAAAAUAAAAAAAGCUAUUGACCAGUUUUUUCUUCCAAAAAGGUUGGUAAAUAGUCAGCCUUGAUAUAUAAUAUUCAUGAUUAGUCUUCAUCUUGUUACUUCAGAUCUUAUGUUUCAAGAUUCUUGUAGGAGGAUUUAAAGAGCCAUUUCCAAGAUCUUUCUGCGAGCAGAAUUGUGUGAAUCCUGCUUUUAGACCUAGAUAUUCAGGACAGUUCCACGUCGAAUUGACCUGAUGCUGUUUUCAUUCCUCCUGGUUUCAAUUUUUCAACUGACCCCUCCCAACAACAACAAUAGGCAAUUAAACGAGUAUCAUUUCUGUUAGUGCGUCAUGCCAACGUUGGCUGGAAUCAGGAUCGGGUUUUCAGGUGCUAGGUGGUGAAGGGUGGGUUUGGAUGGGCGAUCGGGUGCGGUGCUGUGCGUUUAGCUUACUUUUUGUCUCACGUUACAGUAUCGCUACAGUAUCUAAUCUCACCGCCACCGCUGUUUUUACACUAACCGCAGGUAAACGCACCGCCCAUCCAAACUCACCCGAAGUCUUGUGAGCUAACCAAGAACAAUGGUUUAUGCUCUGAAGUCGAUGCCUGAAGAAAGAAAUUCCGAGAGACUAGACACCCGGUAUACCGUGGAGUUUGCUGGAGGAAUCCCCGGAAGUGGGUUUCUGAAGUGAGGGAGCCUAAUAACAAGUCAAGGAUUUGGCUUGGAACUUUCCCGACGGAGGAGGUGGUAGUGCUUGCUCACCACGUAGCAACUAUAGCACUGAGAGGGAGGUCAGCUUGUUCAAACUUCGUGGACUCAGCUUGGAAUCUUCCGUUACUAGCUUUUUCCAACCCAAAGGAUAUCCAAAAGACGACGGCGAAGGUGGCGGAGUUUCAGAACGGCUAAGCAAUUGAAUGGGAAUUGUAGAAACGAUACAAAGAGAGGAGAAAACAUAGAGAUGGAGAAAGGGUUUAUUUGGAUGAAGAAGAGUUGUUUGGGACACAAAGAUUUUGGGCAAAUAUGGCCGCCGAUAUGCUGAUGUCACCUCGUUCCGGCCAUGACGGUAAAUGGGUAUAACAAUAAGCCGAUGAUUAUGUACCUAUGUGGAGUUAUUCUAUUUAAAAGUAAUAUUUUUAGUCAUUCAUAGGAAUUUUUACUUCAUA